AUGGCGCCCCAAACUAAGAUAGAUCGUUCGUUCAGCGCGUUAACGCCUGCCUUGUCAGAAUGGAUUCUCGAAGCUGUGGAUUCCAUGGGCUUCGUAAAGACCACGCCUGUGCAGCACGCAGCCAUCCCCAUGUUCAUGAAGAACUCUGAUGUUGUCGUCGAGGCUGUCACAGGGAGUGGAAAAACUCUAGCUUAUCUCAUUCCCAUCGUCGAGCGCUUGUUGCGACUGGAUGCGCCUAUAAAAAAGCAUCACGUGGGUGCCAUUAUCAUCUCACCCACCAGAGAACUUGCGACACAGAUACAUACAGUACUUUCGUCGCUUCUCAGAUUUCAUGCGCCCUCUGCAGCCUUACUGGAUCCCGAAGAUGAAGAUACCGACAUGGAAGACGCCGAUGCUCCGCCAAAACCGACCUUUCCUGUCGGAACGUUGAAGGUUAUACCCCAGCUCCUUCUCGGAGGAUCAGUAACGCCCGCUCAGGACCUGAGCAGAUUUCUCAAGUCAUCGACCAACGUACUCAUCGGCACACCAGGACGACUCCUUGAACUCCUUUCCUCACCACAUGUCCAUUGCUCACAAUCGUCCUUCGAUGCUCUGGUCCUGGAUGAAGCUGAUCGUCUGCUAGACCUUGGCUUCAAAGAUGACUUGCAAAGAAUUCUCUCUCGACUACCCAAGCAACGCCGAACCGGUCUCUUCAGUGCUAGUGUUUCUGAAGCUGUCGACCAGCUGAUCCGCGUGGGUCUCCGGAAUCCCGUUCGCAUCGCUGUCAAGGUCAAGGCGCGAGCUGCGCCCAAUAGUGCGACAGGAGAAAUGGGCGCCAUCGAAGACAAGAAAACGCCAGCAAGCUUGCAGAUGACAUAUCUGACCAUACCAGCAUCGCACAAGCUACCCGCCAUCAAGAAAGUCUUAAAGUCAUUGGAUCCGCAGCCGCAAAAGUCUAUCAUGUACUUGGCGACAUGUUUCUCAGUCGACUACUUCCAACACAUUCUACCUGAAGUUCUGAAAGGAUACACCAUAGUGCCCCUGCACGGCAAACUCCCGGAUAAGGUCAGGAACCGCAACUUUAUAAAAUUCGUAGAGAGCGUCACACCAUCCAUCCUCCUCACCACAGACGUCGCUGCCCGUGGUCUCGAUAUCCCAUCAGUCGACCUGGUCCUCCAACUUGACGCCCCAAGCGAUCCAAAAACCUUCAUCCAUCGCUGCGGACGUGCAGGUCGCGCAGGUCGCAAAGGCUUAGCAGUUACAUUCCUCAGUCCAGGCCGAGAAGAAGACUACAUCGAGUUCCUCCGUGUCCGACAGACCCCAGUAUCGCCGUUAACAACACCCGAAGUCACAGUAUCCGCGGAAGAAGCCACAGCCAUGAGCAAUCGGAUACGAAAAGUAGUGAAAUCUGAUAGAGCAUUAUUCGACAAAGCACAACGAGGCUUCGUCUCCUGGGUCCGCGCCUACAGCAAACACACCGCCAGCUCCAUCUUCCGCAUCCCCGAUCUCGACUGGGCAGAACACGGCAACGCCUGGGGCCUCCUCAAACUACCCAGCAUGCCUGAACUCAAGAAGUGGGACGGAGACCGCAGUCUAGGCGUGGUCAUGGAUUUCAGUACAUACGCAUACAAAGACAAGACGCGCGAGGCACAACGACAGGUCGAGCAGAGCGAGUACGAAGCCAACAAGGCGGAGGGGAAGAAAGAAGGCAAGAAGCGAUAUGUCACGGAGGACAAGAAGGCAUCGGCGUGGACGCAGCAGAAGGAUGCGAAGGCGCUUAAGGAAUCACGGAGGGAAAAGAAGGCAGCGAAGCGCGAACAUGACCGUGUUGCGGCGCUGACGGAAGAUGAGCGGAAAGAGGAAGAGAGGGUGAAGGGUAUGAUUGACCAGGUUAGGAAGAAGGUCGCAGAGAAGGAAGCCCAAGAGGCGGCGGACGAGUUUGAGGGGUUUAGCGAUUGA
Messenger RNA from Alternaria infectoria, 1938 nucleotides. RefSeq names its product ATP-dependent rRNA helicase spb4 (gene SPB4). Gene Ontology annotation, cellular component: nucleolus. Gene Ontology annotation, molecular function: nucleic acid binding; ATP binding; RNA helicase activity. The record is from RefSeq and is a predicted model, not a curated record. The coding region runs from base 1 to 1938 and encodes 645 amino acids. NCBI's taxonomy places the organism in Eukaryota, Fungi, Ascomycota, Dothideomycetes, Pleosporales, Pleosporaceae. The transcript is spliced from 2 exons.